Molecule: messenger RNA, 4813 nt
Organism: Choloepus didactylus (southern two-toed sloth)
Lineage: Eukaryota; Metazoa; Chordata; Mammalia; Pilosa; Megalonychidae
Gene: CCDC66
Product: coiled-coil domain containing 66
Exons: 18
Coding region: 456-3194 (912 amino acids)
Biological process (GO): cilium assembly
Cellular component (GO): microtubule; cilium; photoreceptor inner segment
Molecular function (GO): microtubule binding
Source: RefSeq, a predicted model, not a curated record
CUUUGGAGUCUUCCGUGGAGAGCUUUCUUGGCCUGCGCGGCCCCGAGUGGCAAUGUCGGGUUCCCUGAUGUAGAGAGGAGCGAGGGGCCUGCGUCAGCCUUUGCCGCCCCGCAGCCUUCUUUUCCAGUUCGUGACGCGCUUUGAAACUGGCUGCGCGACCUCUUUUCCGGCUCCUGGUUUGCCUGAGGAAGGGGAAGAAGGAGAGGAGGGUGGAUAAACAACAAGGGCGGGGGUGGUGGUGGUAAAUCUUAUAGGCUUCCCGGGCAGAAAUCCUGGCCCAGGCCCCUCGUUCGGCGAGACCCGGUCUUUGGACUUUUGCAGGAUAUCGGAGCGCCCGGGUAGUUUAACGCCAACGUUUAAAGAUAGAUGGUUUAAAGCUUGAAUCUGAAUUAUUGGAUGGAAAAACCAAGCUGAUAUUGUCUCCAUAUGAAUGUAAAUCAAAAAUUUCUGUGAAGAUGGGAAAUAACACCAAGAUUGCAAAAUGUCCUCUAAGAACAAAACAGACUGGUCAGAUUCUGAAGUCAACGCAAAAUACUUGUGUCAGGAAUGAAAAACUUUUGCAAAAGAAGAGAAUUGGUUCAGAAACCUCAGUGACAAAAGGUGAAAAAAAUAGAAUGACUUUUUCACCCACUAAAGAUUUCUGCAAGCAGUAUGCAGAUAAAGACUGUCUACAUAUCAAAAAAAAUAUUCCACCUACAGCUCCUAAUAUACAGAAGACUAAGAACACCAUAAAUAGUUAUGUAGUAACUAAACAGAAGCCUGGCAAAAACAUCACAGCUGAAGAUAAGAAGAGCAGCUUAGUGUGUCUAACACAAGACCAACUACAACAGAUUUUGAUGACUGUAAACCAAGGAAAUAGAUCUAUUUCUGUGACUGAGAAUGGAAAGGAGGAGAAAACAGGUCAGUGUAAUCUACAUUUAAACAGUAUUCCUAAUCAGCCAAAGAACGAGAACAUUAUGGGACUACUAGAAACUGAGGCUGUUUUAACUGUCACAGAUGAAAAUAAAUCUGUUUUAAAUAAACGUCAAGAGACAUCUAAGCAGUGUGAACAGGAAAUUACCAUAGAGAAUAUAUGGAUACCAGGUGACAUAUUCAGUACUCUGGGGGAAAGAGAAUGUGAUAGACGUUUGUUGGAAGCAAAAAAAGCCCAGUGGAGGAAGGAGCUAGAUGAACAGGUUGCUUUAAAGAAGAAAGAAAAAGACUCUUCUGAAGAAAGGAAUAAUAAUCCUUGGAAAAAAUCUGAAAGUGACAAAAUAGUAUGGGAAAAACUUCAAAUUCUUGACCAGUCUAGGGCUUCUGCUAGCUCUUUAAGCAUUCUGUCACAGUCUCCAAGUCAGGUGAUAUCAGUCCAGGCUGAUGGACAUUCAGUGCUUAGAGCCAGUCACGUUUUGGAGGGUGAGGAAGAUGACAGAUGGGCAGUGCAUUUUGAUUCCCUCUAUCCUGGUUCUCAGUCUCAACUCUCCUCUCAGUCAACACACAAACAACCAGAGUACUUCUGUGUCUCUCCUGACACUCAGGAGCUAGCUGACAUCAGCAAUGUGUAUAUACCUACAACUGGAAGCCAGGUUGAACCUUCAAAGGAGGAACAUAUAGCACAACCUGUUAGGGAUGUGGCUGUGGCAAACAGUGAAAAAACAAACUUUCUCCGUUCUAUGACUGCUCUCUUGGACCCAGCUGAGAUUGAGGAACGAGACAGACGGCGACAGAAACAGUUAGAGCAUCAGAAAGCCAUCACUGCGCAGGUAGAGGAGAAACGCAGGAAGAAGCAACUAGAAGAAGAACAAAGAAAGAAAGAAGAACAGGAAGAAGAACGUCGCUUAGCACGGGAACGAGAAGAGAUGCAGAAACAGUAUGAAGAAGACCUACUUAGGCAAAAGCAAAAGGAAGAAAUCAUGACUUUCAAAACAAAUGAGCUAUUCCAGAUGAUGCAGAGAGCACAGGAGCUGGCACAGAGACUGAAACAAGAACAGAGAAUCCGAGAAUUGACUCAAAAGGGACAUGACACCUCUAGAUUGAUUAAAAAUCUUGGCAUUGAUGCAACACAAAUGGAAUAUAAUACAUCCAGUAGCACCAUUUCAAAUUCAAGAACUGACUCGGAUGAAGUCAAUGAUAAGAUGAAUACAUGUAUCAAUUCUGUGACCUCUCCCAAGAAGGACGCUACUGUGCAAACGGAUGACUUAAAUACAGGAACAUUCACCAAUGAAGAACCAGACUGUGGGUCAGUAAUGGAGAAGGAAAUGAUAGAUCAUCUAUCUCCUGAGAUUUCUGCAGAAUUUAAUGGACACCUCAAGAAAAACAAGCAACAACUAAGUCAGGAUAAAGGAGCCAACAUAGAGAAAGAUAGUUGGUAUAAUGACCACUGUAAUCAGUUCACAAGAACAGAGAAACAAACAAAACAUAUCAAGAAAUGUCUUAAAAGGCCAGAUUGGAACAUAAAUAAGCCACUCAGAAGGUAUAUUCCAGCAUCAGAAAAGUAUCCUAAACAACUUCAGAAGCAAAGAGAAGAAAAAAAAGUAAGAAGGCAGAUGGAAUUGCUUCAUCUGUUACAAAGAAAUAAUCCUGGAUAUCUCCCUCAAAAUAGAGGCACUUCACCACAGGUAGUUCAUUCAUCUCAUCAAGAAACUGAAUCAAGGUGCUCUUGGUAUCUGGUCAAAAAGGAAGAACCUCCAGAAGCUAAUUCUUUCAUCAAGAAAAGGUCUCAGUCACCACAAAUUCCAGCAGUGAAAAACAGAACCCAGCAAACUCAGACUAAUACAUUGUAUUUCCCAUUUAAAAAUAUUAGUUAUGAAAGAGAGAAUCUGAUCUUGGGAGGUAGUCAAACAGAAUUAUCACCUGGGAUUUCUGAACCAUCCCAUCUUAUUCCCUAUGUUCGAACCAAUGAGAUCUAUUACCUUGAUCCAGAUGCACCAUUAUCCAGGCCUUCAACCCAGGACCCUCAGUAUCAAAAUUCACAUGACUCUGACCAAGAAAAGCAGCAGCAGUUUGACUCUGACCAUUUCAGGAAUCCACUUCUUACUGUUAACUUGGUGAAAAACAGGGAUCGACAGCAAGAAAUUCUUAAGGGACUCUCAGAACUUAGACAGGGCCUUCUCCAGAAGCAAAAGGAGUUGGAAACUAAUCUCAUGCCUUUAGCUGCAAAUCAAGAAGAAAAUUUUAGUUGUUUUAAAGGUAGAAAACCAGAUUGUCACAUUUGAUUUGUGUCUUCUAUAUUAUAAAAUGUGCUCAUGGCUCAGUUGUGUUGUUCAAAUAGCUUAGACUUUUAAAAAAAUGUUCAUUAAAAACUUGUACAUUGUGUAGUAAAUGGACCCUCUUAUAUAAAUUUAGUAGUAAAGACAACUGUUUUCUGCUGUAUCUGGGUGUUUAACUCCUAGAACAUGUUCUACUUACCAUGAUACAGUCUGGAGUUUUCUGGCCUGUUCAUGAAUACAUACUUCAACACUUUAUCAACAUUUUGCUCUAUCAUCAGGAAGUCAAGAUUAAAGAGCGAAAGGGGUGGGACUCCUACCCAAGUCCUCCUGAGGCACCAAAGUCUAUCUGACGUAACACAUCCAGGCUCUACUUUUAUCAAAACAACCCAAAUUCAGUUUAGACUAAUGUGAAAAAUUUUUUCUCUAAAUCUCUAAAUCCUUUUAUGAUUUUUAUCAUAGAAACUGCAGCAAUUUUAAAAACUUAAAAGUUAGCAUUAGUGGUAGAGAGUUAAACCUGUCAUCUCCACAUAUACUUCAUGAAUUUAAAAAGCACUUUAAAAGCACUUAAUAGUAAUUCUGAGUUAAGAUCUCAAAAAUAGACUUCCUUUUUUGAUGACUACCAAUUUAAAAAUCAGUAGCUAAGGUGGUUCCAAAUGGUUCACAAUGCCCUUAAUAAACAGAAGCCUAUCUUUUAUAAAAGUAAAAUUUUCGCGUGAUUUCCUAAAAGAUAAAAAUAAUGCUGCGUGGUAUUAAGUCCUAUGUACAUAGUUUAUUAUCUAAAUGAAACUGCAUUGUUAUAUAAAUCUUGAGGUAUUGAGCCGAAAUCCUAUAUUAAUAUUACUGGCUUAUACCUAUGUAAAAACACUAUACAAAAGCUUAAAUCAAAAUAAAUACAAUAGUUCGUAAUUCAUUUCAGCAAGAGUAGGUUGUAUCAGACAUUACAUUAGUGGAAGAAAAGCAAAGUUGUUUAUCUUUUUUGUAAAUAUCUAGUUUUACAUAUAAAACUGGCUUCAAUUUGAAGCCCAAGUACAGGUGACACGAAUGUAAAACCUAAUAGUGCCAACAUGAGAUAAUUCAAGUACAAAUAUGUUAAAAAUAUAUAUAUAUUUAUUUCAAUUUUCAGAUGCUUGAACUGUUACAGGCCAUCAUGAUUUAAAUAAGAGAAAAAAACAGAGGAAGAGCAAGAAACUUUUUUUAGAGAAUGAAAUAUAAAUUGUUAAUUCUUAUUUUCAGAAACAAAAAAGUCCACAACAACCUAAUAAAAAAAAGUUAAUUAUUUCUCUUUAGAAUACAGCCUGGGAGAAUCAUCUUUUUCCCAAGUUAAUGGAGAUGGAGAUUUCUCUCUAUCCAAGUUUUGAGUAUAAGCAGAUAAGAAGUAAUUUUCACUUCUUUGAGACUGAGUUGAUGAAAGGGCAUAUGGCGUCCCCAAAAAUGUCUGAUGAGUGAGAACAUUAAAAUGACUAAAUUGAUGAGACAUAUUUAAUUGACUGUGAUAAAUCUGAAAGUUGUCAUAUGAAUCUUGUUCUGCUGAAUUGCUGUUCUCUCCUUCAGAGCAUGCCAUGGCAAUAGAUGCUCUCUCUUCAGAAUCAUCUUCUAAUAAACUUUUUUGCAUGUCAAGAUAUGAA